Molecule: messenger RNA, 330 nt
Organism: Dracunculus medinensis (Guinea worm)
Lineage: Eukaryota; Metazoa; Nematoda; Chromadorea; Rhabditida; Dracunculidae
Source: the annotation of a GenBank genome assembly
AUGUUGGCGAAAAUAGUGAAGGAACAUAACUCUGCACAACAGAUCCAUAAAGAAUUGCAAGGUGAAGAAAGUUCUAUUUUAUAUUCUCUUAAUGUUUUUCAAAAACGGAAAAAUGAGGCAAUUGUGGCGGCGCAAAAUUUUUCAAAUGCGAUCAUUGAUCAUCUUAACUAUUCAAUUUCAAGAGCAUAUAACAACCAAAAACGAUUAGAUGUCGAAGCGAAAAAACUCGAAAAUAAUGCAAUGGUUUUGGUGAAGCAGACUGGAAAAUGGGUUCAAUUAACCGAUCAGUUAAAUCAAGCAUUGAAGGUUAUUAAUGCUAGUUAUUGUUAG